GCUUUAAAAUUAUUACCACUAGCACGCCGUUAGAUAUUGACGGUAUACUUAUCAUGAAGGCAGCCGUACAAAUUUGUUUGCUUUUUGCAUUCUUUACCAUCACUUAUGCGGCAAGUUCGACUUGGGGUGUACGUAAUGCCACUGCAGAUGUGCCAAUAGUUUCAAGAAACGUAUUCUUACCAGCCAAAAAUGUCAGUCAGACUGUUUACUUUGAUAUACCCGAGACGAAUCAAAGCAACAGCAAAGUGAUCAGCGUUAUUUACUUGCAAGAUCAAUUUAAAAACAGCUCUGGCCCGACGAAUUUCUUAUAUUAUGGCGGUCCCGGCUGGACUUUUGCAUCUGUACAAAUGAAAACAAUAGCUAAUUAUGGUCUUAAUGUUACCUUUGUUGUUUAUGGUAUAUAAACUAAUAUGACAAAUAAAAAGAAAUUGUUUGUUUAAAAAAAAA
Ceratitis capitata (Mediterranean fruit fly) is the source of this 447-nucleotide messenger RNA. RefSeq lists its product as uncharacterized. The transcript is spliced from 2 exons. Bases 54 to 404 code for a protein of 116 amino acids. The record is from RefSeq and is a predicted model, not a curated record. NCBI's taxonomy places the organism in Eukaryota, Metazoa, Arthropoda, Insecta, Diptera, Tephritidae.